This is a messenger RNA of Laccaria bicolor S238N-H82, 891 nucleotides long. RefSeq lists its product as uncharacterized. Bases 1 to 891 code for a protein of 296 amino acids. Gene Ontology annotation, molecular function: oxidoreductase activity. The transcript is spliced from 4 exons. Lineage: Eukaryota; Fungi; Basidiomycota; Agaricomycetes; Agaricales; Hydnangiaceae. Gene Ontology annotation, cellular component: cytosol. The record is from RefSeq and is a predicted model, not a curated record.
AUGACCGAUUCACCAUCUCCCGACCAAUUCCUCAAACUUUUCCAAUUUACCAAGAAAAAUUACCGAGAAGUUUAUCCAGCUCUAAAAGCCGCAGUCGUCGAUUCUCAGGUUGGCAAAACCGUCAUCGUCACUGGAGCUAGUCAAGGAAUCGGAAAGGCUAUAGCACUAGAAUUUGCUAAAGCCUCUGCAUCAAACAUCGUCCUCGCCAGCCGUAGCAUUGCAAAGCUUGAAGCGACCAAAGCCGAGAUCCUUGAGGUGAACAACAAAGCCAACGUUCUCGUCCUGAGCAUCGACAUAACGUCCGAGGCGGACAUCCAAAAACUCGAACAAGCCGUGAAAGAUAAUUUUGGACACGCCGACGUUCUCGUUAAUAACUCUGGACAAUGGGGUGGGAGGGGAAACAUCGAGGAAUUGAAUGUCAAAGCGUGGUGGAGCGACUUUGAAUUAAACGUCAAAGGCACUUACCUAGCUACGCAAGUCUACCUCCGCCUCCUUCCGAAAUCACAACACGGCUCGGUAAUCACUGUCGGCUCCAUAUCCUCAGAUAUGGUCAACCCAGGCAUCAGCAGCUACGGGCUCACCAAACUCGCGUUGAACCGGUUUAAUGAGUUUGUAUCGUUGGAGAACCCGAAUGUUAGGGCGGUGGUGUAUCACCCCGGAACAGUGUUGACACCGAUUAUGGACGACUUGCCGCAUUUUAAGCCUUUUGCAUUGGAUACGCCGGAACUUGCUGGUGCCUUCGCAGUAUACUUGACUACAGAACGGGCGGAAUAUUUGAACGGGAGAUUCGUGUCAGUAAAUUGGGACAUCGAAGAGCUAGAGGCCAGAAAAGAUGAGAUCGUAUUGAAAGGUUUAAUGAGGGAGGGGUUGAAGGGUGUGUUUAGUGCGUAG